Messenger RNA from Didymosphaeria variabile, 1431 nucleotides. RefSeq names its product uracil permease (gene fur4). The coding region runs from base 1 to 1431 and encodes 476 amino acids. Gene Ontology annotation, biological process: transmembrane transport; nucleobase transport. The record is from RefSeq and is a predicted model, not a curated record. NCBI's taxonomy places the organism in Eukaryota, Fungi, Ascomycota, Dothideomycetes, Pleosporales, Didymosphaeriaceae. The transcript is spliced from 2 exons. Gene Ontology annotation, molecular function: nucleobase transmembrane transporter activity. Gene Ontology annotation, cellular component: plasma membrane.
AUGGCCUGCUUUGUCUGCCUCACGGGACGUAUCGGUGCGACAUAUCACAUAUCCUUUCCGGUUGUCAGUCGCUCAUCCUUCGGAAUCUGGGGUGCGUUAUGGCCCGUUUUCAAUCGAGCAGCUAUGGCUUGUAUCUGGUACGGCGUACAAGGAUGGAUUGGUGGAACCUGCGUGUACCUCAUGAUCCGCAGCAUCUGGAACGACUGGCGCAAUGACACUGGCGACGGUGGCAUCAAGAACAGCAUCCCUAGCUCAGGCACAAACACCGUGGCCUUUGUGUCGUUCUUCCUCUUCUGGGCCGGCUCGCUACCUGCUUUAUGGUUCCCAGUCCACAAGAUUCGCCAUCUAUUCACCGUCAAGGCCUUUUUUGUUCCCACGGCUGGUGUUGCCUUCUUCAUCUGGGCUAUUGUUCGUGCGAAAGGUAUCGGGCCAAUCGUGCAUCAGCCUGGUAAAGCUCACGGCUCUUCCCUUGCCUGGCUGAUGAUCAAGGGGAUCAUGUCUGCGAUUGCAAAUUUCGCCACCCUCAUCGUCAACGACCCAGAUUUCGCGCGUUUCGCACGUAAACCAAGCGAUGCAUUUCUACCCCAGCUAAUCACCAUCCCGGUUGGCUUUGCUAUUACCAGUUUCAUCGGCAUUAUCGUCUCCUCGUCCUCAACCGUCAUCUUCGGCGGCACACCCAUCUGGGACCCUCUCGACCUCCUCGAAAGCUUCCUCAACGAGAAUGGCGGCUCCGGCCAACGCUUUGGCGUUUUCAUCAUCGCUGCCGCCUUCACCCUCGCCCAGCUCGGCACCAACAUCGCAGCCAACUCCGUCUCCGCAGGCACAGACAUGACGGCGCUCGCACCCCGUUGGAUCACCAUCCGUCGCGGCAGCUACGUUUGCGCGCUCGUCGGCCUCGUCAUGUGCCCCUGGCAUCUGCUCUCCAGCAGCAACAACUUCACCACCUAUCUCUCCGCAUAUUCCGUCUUUCUGUCUUCGAUAGCGGGGGUCAUGAUCUGCGACUACUACAUCGUCCGCAAGGGCUACCUCCAAAUCCACGACCUCUACUCUGGUAAGAAGACGGCGCCGUACUACUUCACUUUCGGGUUCCACUGGCGUGCGUACGCGGCGUACAUCGCGGGUAUUGCUAUCAAUGUCGUGGGGUUCGCGGGCGCCAUUGGUCGCGAGGUCCCCGUCGCCGCGCAGCAUAUUUACGAUUUGAACUAUUUCUGUGGAUUCGGCGUCGCGGCGGUGAUAUACUGGAGUCUUUGCAAGCUGUCGCCUAUACCAGCCACGAGCGAUACGUGGCUGGAAGUUGGAGAUCAGAUUAGCGACGAUUUCGCCGCCAACACUAGCGAUGAGGAGGGGCGGUAUGAUGAGGAGAUUAUGAUGGCUGGUAAAGGUAAAGGGCCAUUGACAAGGGAUAUAUCCCAUGAGGGGGAUAAGGUUUGA